AUGAUUGGAAACGAGCUAGCGCAACAAGGUAUUUCAUGGCAUUUUAUACCCCCACGGGCUCCUAACUUUGGAGGCUUGUGGGAAGCUGCAGUGCGCACUGUUAAAAGUGCCCUCAAAAAGGAAAUCGGCUCGUAUCACCUAUCCUUUGAAGAUUUCUCUACUCUUCUCGUUCAGAUUACAGCAGCACUCAAUUCAAGGCCAUUAGUUCCGCUUUCGGAUGACCCUCUAGAUGUUGAUGUGCUGACUCCAGCCCAUUUUCUUAUUGGCUCUACCAUGACGGCACUCCCCGAAACCGAUCUGCGCGCCAUCCCCACGAAUCGACUAACCCACUACCAGCAAAGGCAGCAAUUAUUCCAGCGAUAUUGGCAGAGAUGGAGUAAGGAAUACCUCACCGAGAUGCAAAUGAUUAACAAACACCGGCAACACAUUUCCAUUAAUGUUGGAGAUUUGGCUGUUCUACGUGAGGAUAAUCAACCACCACUAUAUUGGCCCUUGGCAAGAAUUACUAAGGUGCAUCCAGGAAAUGAUGGAGUCGUCAGAGUGGUUACUGUAAGAACCAAAAACGGUAUCUACAAGCGUCCUGUGUGCCGAAUAUGUCCAUUGCCAUCGAAUUGUGAUCUAUUACAAAACAGACCAGGAAUUUAG
This is a messenger RNA of Toxorhynchites rutilus septentrionalis, 645 nucleotides long. RefSeq lists its product as uncharacterized. Bases 1 to 645 code for a protein of 214 amino acids. The transcript has a single exon. Lineage: Eukaryota; Metazoa; Arthropoda; Insecta; Diptera; Culicidae. The record is from RefSeq and is a predicted model, not a curated record. Gene Ontology annotation, molecular function: nucleic acid binding.